AUGAACCGACUCGGCCUCCUUGCUCCCUCGGAGCUCACGCCUGCACAGGGAGAGGCUUACGAUGUGAUGCACAAAUAUACAACGGCAAACUACGGUGACAGGUUCAUCUACCUCGACAACCAAUCUCGAUUCGUAGGCCCCUUUGGAGCCCAAAUCCACCACCCCGAGGUCGCCAAAGCCUUCAUCCAGUUCGCAACAUCUCUCCGAAGAAUUCCAGAUUUUCCACAUGAAGUACGUGAGGUCGCCAUCCUGGCGGUGGGCUCUCGCCUUGGGCCAGCAUACGAGUCAUACGCGCACGAGAGCCUUUCAGGCUUUACCGAAGCAGAGCAACAUCAACUCCAUGAGGGAACUUGUCCCGCACAUUUUUCAGACAAGCAGAAGGUUGCGUACAAAGUAGCCAUCGAGCUUGGAAAGUCUGGACCGUCGCCAUCAGCGCUUUGGGAGGAGGCAACAAGUGUCUUAGGCAUCCACGGUGCUACCGCUCUGGUCCACUACGUUGGCUUCUACGCAUAUGUGUCCACGGUGCUCAAUGGGUUCGAUGCUAAAGUACCUUCUUAG
Messenger RNA from Zasmidium cellare ATCC 36951, 558 nucleotides. RefSeq lists its product as uncharacterized. The coding region runs from base 1 to 558 and encodes 185 amino acids. The transcript is spliced from 4 exons. Lineage: Eukaryota; Fungi; Ascomycota; Dothideomycetes; Mycosphaerellales; Mycosphaerellaceae. The record is from RefSeq and is a predicted model, not a curated record.